Molecule: messenger RNA, 1200 nt
Organism: Aspergillus piperis CBS 112811
Lineage: Eukaryota; Fungi; Ascomycota; Eurotiomycetes; Eurotiales; Aspergillaceae
Exons: 1
Coding region: 79-852 (257 amino acids)
Source: RefSeq, a predicted model, not a curated record
CUCAAACCUAUCUUCCAAUCUCCCCAUCUUCUAAAUCAUCAUCCUCUACCUCAACCACUCCAAUCAUCUCCAUCAACAAUGGACGACACCAAGGUCAACAUUAAGCGGGAGAACUUUAAGGACUCCCUCUCCAAAGCCCUGAACAACCGUGCCGCGUCGACCAAAUUCCCCUUCGCCAUGACUCCCUCCACCUCCUCCGCCGCGCCCUCUGUUGUUUGGUCAGCUUCCAGUUCCACUCCGCAGAAGAAACGUCCUAUACUUUCCCCAACUUUUGCAACCCGGGACGCGAAGCGCACCAUUACCACUACCUCGACCACCACCAAGCCUACCAUUCCCGCCCACCUCGUCGCCGACCUGAAGGUCCUGGUGGAACAACUCGAAUCCGCAACCACUCCCGCCACCACCGCUGCCGAAGCGGACUCCACCAUCUACACCGAAGACAACCUCCGUGAGUGGGGGCCUUUCGAGCAGAAGUCCGACGGAUGGGGUGGUACUCGCGAGAAUCUACCAUGGGUAGACACUGCUCUCAACAUCAUCAAGCAGGGUGAAAAGGUCUAUGAGAAGAACCUCAAGGCCUUUCAGGAUAUCGCUGAUAAGCUACUGACUCUCGGGGAGCAAGUGCAGGACAUUCGGGCCGAGAUGGACGCAGUGUGUGCGAAGCUUCAUUGUUUCCAUGAGGCUUGUCUUGAUUUGCAGAUUGAGGUGGGCAAUAUCUCGUCUCAGGAGGUGUGCGAUAUUACUAGGCUGUCGUUGGAGGCGCUUCUUGAGGCCCAUGCGGGUGAUGUGGAGGGGUGUGCCACUGUGAAGAAGGCACUGGGGAAGAAGGAUGAUGAAUGGAAUGAUGGUUGGUAGUUGUGGUUCCCUGUGAGAAGGUUUCCUGGAACUACGUUCUGCAGCUUUGGGUGGGGUUGGUUAGUAUGCUUGAAGUUGGAGCUGGAGCUGGCUCUGGCUUUGGCUGGGUAGGCUGAUGGGUCUGGGCUUGGAUGGUUGGUUGUUCUGCUGGCAGCUGGUGAUUCUGUGGUUACAUUGGCGCUAUUGUUUUCUUUCUUCAAAUGGGAAUAGUAUCCGUUGAAUUUCAAUACUCUGCGCUCACGGUGAACUGGUAGUAUGCAAUUGGUCAUGUCAUUCUUUUAUCAAUCAUCUCAGCUAUUCUAAAUUCCAACAAUUUCACCAAUAGAUCAAAACCGCUCUAUUAUUAUC